Lobosporangium transversale is the source of this 502-nucleotide messenger RNA. RefSeq names its product transcription initiation factor TFIID subunit A-domain-containing protein. Lineage: Eukaryota; Fungi; Mortierellomycota; Mortierellomycetes; Mortierellales; Mortierellaceae. The record is from RefSeq and is a predicted model, not a curated record. The transcript has 3 exons. Gene Ontology annotation, molecular function: protein heterodimerization activity; DNA binding; TBP-class protein binding. Bases 74 to 457 code for a protein of 127 amino acids. Gene Ontology annotation, biological process: DNA-templated transcription initiation; RNA polymerase II preinitiation complex assembly. Gene Ontology annotation, cellular component: SLIK (SAGA-like) complex; transcription factor TFIID complex; SAGA complex.
CUUCCAGUUCAAUAAAGGCACAACAACAAUUCAACUCAUCCUUAGACUAAAAAAACACAAGGAUACAACAGUCAUGACAUCACCAAGCAGCGGGCUCGACUUGGUCGAAAAUCCAUCCAGCUUAAUCACGAAGCGCAAGAUUCAAGAGAUGGUGGCACAAAUUGACCCAAGCGAAAGACUGGAACCUGAAGUGGAAGACAUUUUGUUAGAGCUUGCGGACGAGUUUAUCGAGUCAGUUACACAGUUUGCUUGUAAACUCGCUGUCCAUCGAAAAUCAUCAACUUUAGAAGUUAAAGAUGUUCAGCUUCAUCUUGAGAGAAACUGGAAUAUCAGGAUCCCAGGAUUUGCUUCAGAGGAGAUCAGGUCUGUAAGAAAGUCAACUGUACCAGCGUCGCAUACACAAAAGCUGACUGCCGUGAGCAAUGCCAAGGCAGCACAGGCAGCUUCAGGCAAGUAACGAAUCGCCUCUAGAAGUUCCAGGAUUAUAUAGCAUGUCCGCAAC